AUGGACCCCUUCUCCUUUGCUAGCUCUGAUGCCGUUGAGAUUCCUGUUAAUAUUAAAAUUGUAAGCUUAGAGGGUGAAAAGACACAAGUACCCUUCUCCACACUCGUUCAGAGGUCAGAUCUGCGUCAUAUUGGUUCAAACACGAGUCUUUUUUCAGACCUCUAUGCUACUGUGCAGUUAUGGGCAGACUCGAAGCCUUUGACCGUUCCAAUACAUACGACAUACAAGCCCUUCAAGAACGAACGAAGGUGGAACGAAUGGCUUACCUUACCAAUAAACUAUUCCACUUUACCACUUAGUGCCCAGCUCAGUAUCACUGUCUGGGACCUAUGCCCAAGCGGUGGAAAAGAAGCAAAUGGCCAUGCCAUACCGUUUGGUGGAACAACAUUCCCUCUCUUUGAUAAGGAAAAUCAGCUUCACAAAGGGCGACAAAAAUGUCACCUACAUCGGGGGAAAGUUGCAGACGGCUUGAGCUCAACAACUACUCCAUAUUAUAUGCCACAAACUUGUCACUUGGAGAAUAAUGAAAAUGAAAGUUUAAUUGAUAGACAUGCCGAGGAAAUGGAAAGACUAGAGAAACUUUUCAAGAAACAUGAAAUGGGUGAGAUUCCUAGAGUCGAAUGGCUUGAUCAGUUAGUAUUUCGAGGCACUGAAAAGAGAUCAAGAGAGAACUCUAGCAAGCCGAUAACAAAAGUUCAGUUUAGAAGAGAUCAAAAGUAUACCAAUAUUCCAGAUUCUGAUAAAGAUAAGCAAUGUGAAUCCGACAGAAGUAAUGAAGCCGAAACGAAUGAUUUCAUAAACGAAAAAUUCGUUCUCAAUAUAGAAUUUCCUCGGUUUGAUUUUCCAAUUGUUUUUUCAGACUACGAGUAUUCCCCGCCAUCAAUUUCUCCACUCCAACAUUUAUCUUCAUCUCAGUCAAAUAUCCUGUCGAAGACAUUACAGGAAGCCCAUUUUGGUCCAGGAAUAGAUGGAAUACUUGAUCAAAAUGAAGGGUAUGGAGAUAACUUCAGAAUCUACGAUCCAGACGUUGGAGCAAGAGAUAACCCAGUAGAGAGUAAGCAUAGACGGCUUGUCCGUAGCCAUAGGACAGGGCUGAUGGAUCGAGAUCUUAAGCCAAACGCCAAAGUAAGAGAUGAACUAAAUAGUAUCAUCGCUUAUGCACCCACGCACAUUCUAUCGCCUGAGGAAAAAGAUCUCAUUUGGAAAUUUCGGCACCACCUCACCUCAAAUAAGAGAGCAUUAACGAAGUUUGUUAAAUCGGUCAAUUGGCAAGAUCAAAACGAAUGUGGACAGGCUGUUCAGAUUCUAUCAUCAUCCAAGUGGACCGAAGUUGAUGUCGAUGAUGCACUUGAGCUUCUCGGGCCUACUUUUGACAACCAAGCAGUGAGAGCCUAUGCUGUGGAUCGAUUACGGAAAUCUAACGACAAUGAGCUUCUUCUUUACUUGCUACAGCUUGUUCAAGCAUUAAAAUUCGAGCCAAUUUCAGAUUCCUCCGAUCGAGAUGUUACACGUAAUUCUUCACUAGCCAAAUUUUUAAUUGAACGCGCAACAAGUAGCUUUAUGCUCGGAAAUCACUUCCACUGGUACCUGAUGGUGGAAUGUGACGACCAAAGUGAAGGCCAGGGGGCUGGAUAUCGGAAGCUCUUCGCCAAAGUUGAAUAUGAUUUCAUGACUGCACUUGUCAAAAGAACCGGGGGAGUUGAGAUUAGAGAGCUUUUACUUAGACAAGCCGAGCUUAUAGCAGUCAUCUCCAAAAUAUCAAGAGAUAUCAAAAUGUCGAAAGAGUCAGUGGCUCGAAAAACAGAAAAAGUGAAACAGUACCUCACUGACCCUAAAAAUGAGAUCAUCACAAUUAAUCCACCACUACCGCUGCCGCUAGACCCUUCAAUCAUGCUCACUGGCAUAGAACCUACAGAAACACAAGUAUUCAAAUCAUCAUUAUUUCCUAUCAUGCUGACUUUUAAGACAUUAUCGAAGCAAAAAUAUCAAAUCAUAUUCAAGAGUGGCGAUGAUUUACGACAAGAUCAACUAGUAAUCCAGAUAAUUACUUUGAUGGAUCAGUUGCUACAGAAAGAGAAUUUAGAUUUGAAACUCUCACCUUAUAAAAUACUUGCAACUAGCUCAACGGCCGGUGCAGCUCAGUUUGUCCCAUCUAUGUCGCUACAAAGUAUAGUCAAUAAAUUCAAAGGAAAUAGUGUACUCACAUACCUCGCAAGUAAUAAUCCUGAUGACCGAGCUUCACUAGGGGUUCGAAAAGAGGCACUCGAAACAUUCAUCAAAUCAUGCGCAGGCUACUGCGUAAUCACUUACCUUUUAGGAGUUGGUGACCGCCAUCUAGACAAUCUUCUGCUUGCACCUGAUGGUCAUUUUUUUCAUGCUGAUUUUGGAUACAUUCUUGGCCGUGAUCCAAAACCGUUUGCUCCUGCUAUGAAAUUAUGCAAGGAAAUGGUUGAUGGGAUGGGUGGUAGCAAUUCCACCCAAUACGCUCAAUUUAAGCAGUACUGCUUUACAGCCUACACAACACUCAGAAAAUGUAGCAAUCUAAUUCUCAACCUAUUUAGUCUAAUGGUCGAUGCCAAUAUCCCUGACAUCCGAAUAGAGCCAGAUAAAGUGGUUUUGAAAGUCAAGGAAAGAUUUCACUUGGAACUUAGCGAAGAAGAAGCAAUUCGUCAUUUUGACACAUUGAUAGAGGAUAGCACAAGCGCUAUCUUUCCAAUUGUUAUCGACAGACUUCAUGGAUUUGUACAGCACUUCAGGGCAUAA
Molecule: messenger RNA, 2763 nt
Organism: Blumeria graminis f. sp. triticale
Lineage: Eukaryota; Fungi; Ascomycota; Leotiomycetes; Helotiales; Erysiphaceae
Source: the annotation of a GenBank genome assembly